CAAAUUCCAUCCCCAAUGGACGAUUUCGAUCAAGCCUUCAUCCAAGCCCCCGAGCACCGCCCCAAGCUCUCCGACGCCGAAGCCGACGGCAUCCCCACCGUCGACCUCUCUCCGAUCUUCAACUCCCCCGACGGUACCUUCCCCGAUGAUUUGGUCCGACAAAUCGCCUCUGCUUCUGCAGACUGGGGAUUCUUUUUUGUGGUCAACCACGGCGUCCCCCCCGAGAAGCAGCGCCGGAUCGAGGCCGCUGCCCGGGAGUUUUUCGGGCAGAGUUUGGAAGAGAAGAGGAAAGUGAGGAGAGAUGAAGGGGUAGUGACCGGCUACUCUAAUACGGAGCUCACCAAGAAUGUCAGAGAUUGGAAGGAGGUGUUUGAUUUCGUUGUGGCGGAUCCCACCGUCGUUCCGGCGUCGCCGGAGCCUGAUGAUGACCAGUUGGCUAAGUGGACCAAUAGAUGGCCGGAAUACCUGCCGGAAUUCAGGAAGGCUUGCGAGGAAUAUGUUGAAGAACUGGAAAAGCUUGGCCACAAAUUAAUGGAAUUGCUCGCCGUUAGCUUGGGAUUACCGGCGGAGAGAUUUCGAGAUUAUUUCAAAGAGACGACGAGUUUUGGGAGACUGAAUCAUUAUCCGCCGUGCCCGUCGCCGGAGCUAGCUCUCGGCGUCGGCCGCCAUAAGGACCCUGGCGUCUUGACGGUGCUUGCCCAAGACGACGACGUGGAAGGGCUGGAAGUGAAAAGGAAGAGAGAUGGAGAGUGGAUUCGGGUCAAACCCGUACCCGAUUCGUACGUUGUCAAUGUCGGAGAAAUUACUCAGGCUUGGAGCAAUGAGAGGUACGAGAGCGUGGAGCAUAGAGCUAUGGUUAACCACAAAAGGGAAAGAUAUUCCAUUGCCUUCUUCUUCAACCCAUCUCACUCCACCAUUGUCGAGCCUUUGAAAGAACUCAUCGAUCCCGAAAACCCUCCCAAAUACAAAUCUUACUCAUGGGGAAAGUACCUUUCGAAUAGAAUGCUCAGUAACUUUAAGAAACUGAAUGUCGACAACAUUCAAGUUUCUCACUUUAAGAUCUCCAACUAGCUUAUAUAUUCGGUGAUUCUUUGUUUUAGUCACUUUAUUAGGAUCCGUUUGGUUUAAGUUUUGAUUGGAUGUUCGUGGAUAAUAUAAAUAGUUCAUGUUAUUGGAAAUA
Messenger RNA from Cucurbita moschata (crookneck pumpkin), 1180 nucleotides. Its product is annotated as probable 2-oxoglutarate-dependent dioxygenase At5g05600. Gene Ontology annotation, molecular function: dioxygenase activity. Bases 16 to 1071 code for a protein of 351 amino acids. NCBI's taxonomy places the organism in Eukaryota, Viridiplantae, Streptophyta, Magnoliopsida, Cucurbitales, Cucurbitaceae. The record is from RefSeq and is a predicted model, not a curated record. The transcript is spliced from 3 exons.